AUGUCUACUGAUACAAUGUAUAUGAACAGCUCAAGGCGGCUGCCCGCUGCUGGAAGGAACAAAACCAGCCAGCUUCAGAAACCUGAAAAAAAGACGACCAGAAAUCACCGCAAAAACAAGACCCGUCAAGAGGGCAAUCCAUCAGACGACACUGUGCCGUUGCCACAACCUCAGGCACUUCCUAACGGCGAGAAACCAAACUUUGGUGGUUUCAACAAGAAAGACCGGAAAACAAACUCAAAUCGGCCGGAAAACUCGACCACGAAUUUUAAUGGCACUGGUCCAGCCAGGACAUCAGCGAGGGUAUCGCAAAACUCUGGGAGCGGCUCGGAUGUCACAUCCACUCCGGCUGGCCGUAAAACAGCAGAGCUACUGGCCAAAAACUUGAGAGACGUCGUCCUCGUCGAAAACGAGAAAGGUGGCAUCACCAGCGUCCCAUGUCUGGAUAAUCGCACUCAGCGCCAGAUGACACCUCAAUCGCUGCCUAGCGCGUCGCCAAAUCAAUCACCUUCACCACUGUCUGCGAAAGAGUACGCCCCAGUGGCUCUAUCUCCGCUGCCCAAUCAACCUGGACUAUAUCAACAGCAACUCCAACAGCAGCAACUCCAACAACUGCGUCAGAAUCAACACUUUCAAUACUAUCAAAACCAGCACUUACAACAACCGCUUUUGAAUCAGCACCUACAUGCGCAGCAGAAUCGUUUUGCCCCAAUAAUUCCGCUAGGAAUGCAACAGCCAGGACCAAACUACGCGCUUUCCUCUGGCGCAACACCUUACUAUAACGCGAUGCAUGUUCCUUUUAUGAACUCGAAUACCCCGCAAACUCCUGGAUUUUACGGAGUUCCACCCCCAGCGCCUCCACCAAUGAAUCUCAUGCCAGGACAUUUCCCACAAGCCCAACCGGUGUGCAGCCCUGGUCUUGCUCCACUAGGCAACGUUUCUAUAAUGUCUUCGGGUUCCACCGGGAGUGAGAUUUCAGGUCCUGUGACCUCGCUGUCUGAGGAGCCCAGAGUCUCGAGCUCGAGCUCGGCUUCUAUUCCAAACGCCAGCGAUAAUCUAAACCAAAACUCUGACAAAAAACCAUCCAAAAAGUCUCGAGCUGGCGCAAAACUUGCUCGUGGUGGCUAUGCUGGUGCUUCCUUCGCCACUAGUGUUCCGGCGGUAACGAAUCUGCCAAAACCAAGUUUUACAUGA
This is a messenger RNA of Lachancea meyersii CBS 8951, 1194 nucleotides long. NCBI's taxonomy places the organism in Eukaryota, Fungi, Ascomycota, Saccharomycetes, Saccharomycetales, Saccharomycetaceae. The record is from the annotation of a GenBank genome assembly.